Messenger RNA from Girardinichthys multiradiatus, 1766 nucleotides. It is a transcript of the gene casq2, whose product is annotated as calsequestrin 2. Gene Ontology annotation, biological process: regulation of cardiac muscle contraction by regulation of the release of sequestered calcium ion. NCBI's taxonomy places the organism in Eukaryota, Metazoa, Chordata, Actinopteri, Cyprinodontiformes, Goodeidae. The transcript has 11 exons. The record is from RefSeq and is a predicted model, not a curated record. Gene Ontology annotation, cellular component: sarcoplasmic reticulum lumen. Bases 267 to 1505 code for a protein of 412 amino acids. Gene Ontology annotation, molecular function: calcium ion binding.
CCUGAUUGCACUCCUCGCUGUGCUUUGUGUCAACAGGAAGGCGUGAAGGAGCACAGGGGGGAAGGGUUCCUGAAGAAGUUUUUGGAUUUCUUUGGGAAUGCUAAAAACUUCAGCUGUUAGACUUCUUUUUGCUCCCUAAAUCCUCCUAGAGGGAUAUCUUAAUUUUUUCCAUCCCUUUCCAGGUGGUUGUCCAACUUCUCCAGUCGUGCAGUUUCACCCACUGAAACCAGGCCAAGUUCUGUGGGGUGAAUGGUUAGCUUUGGACCAUGAUCUCCUUGUGGUUGUUCUUGUUCCCUUGCUUGAGCCUUGUAAGGGUGGUGCCAGCCGAAAAGGGCUUGGAGUUCCCUCAGUAUGACGGGAAGGACCGUGUUCUCGACAUCAAUGAUAAGAAUUACAAGAAGGCCCUGAAGAAGCACAGCAUGCUCUGCUUGUUCUACCAUGUGCCAGUACUGGAAAAUAAGGAGCAGCAGAAACAACACCAGAUGACUGAGCUGGUGCUGGAGCUUGUAGCUCAGGUAAUGGAGGAGAAGGACAUUGGGUUUGGAAUGGUUGACUCGCUCAAAGAUGCAAAAGUUGCAAAGAAACUAGGCUUGGAGGAGGAGGGAAGUGUAUAUGUUUUUAAAGAUGACAGAGUGAUCGAGUUUGAUGGGUUGCUGUCUGCUAACACUCUGGUGGAGUUUUUGUUGGAUCUUUUGGAGGAGCCAGUGGAGGUUGUAGAAAAUGCUUUGGAGCUUAAAGCCUUUGAUAGGAUGGAGGAGGAUAUCCGCAUCAUUGGUUACUUCAAGAGUGAAGACUCUGAACAUUAUGAAGCAUUUAAAGAAGCUGCAGAGCACUUUCAGCCCUACAUUAAGUUCUUCGCCACAUUUGAAAAAUCUGUGGCCAAGGAACUGACUCUGAAGCUGAAUGAGGUGGACUUCUAUGAGCCCUUCAUGGAUGAGCCCGUCACCAUCCCAGGAAGGCCUCACUCUGAGAAGGAGCUAGUGGAGUUCAUUACUGAACACAGACGACCAACACUACGAAAGCUACGUGCAGAAGACAUGUUUGAGACGUGGGAAGAUGACAUUGAGGGCAUCCACAUUGUGGCCUUUGCAGAGGAAGAGGACCCCGAUGGUUAUGAGUUCUUAGAGAUCCUGAAGGAGGUAGCCAGAGACAACACUCACCUUCCUGACCUCAGCAUCAUCUGGAUUGACCCUGAUGACUUCCCCCUGCUAAUUCCUUACUGGGAGAAGACCUUUAAGGUGGAUCUGUUCAGACCGCAGAUCGGAGUCGUCAAUGUUACAGAUGCGGACAGCAUAUGGCUGGAAAUGGAGGAUGAGGAGGACCUGCCCACGGCUCAGCAGCUGGAAGACUGGAUUGAAGAUGUCCUCUCUGGCAAAGUAAACACUGAAGACGAGGAUGAUGAUGAUGACAAUGAUGAUGAUGAGGAGGAGGAGGAGGAUGAAGACAAUGAGGAAGACAAUGAAGAGGAUGACAAUGAUGAUGAUGAUGACAAUGAGGAAGCGUAAUACAUUUCCUUGAAGUUGUUUCUUCCUCCAUCGAUCCUGUGGUACAUCAGACUAAAACAAUGACUGUAUGUCAUCCGCACCAGCUGAUCUUUUCAACUGAUUUUAACAUUUAAUAUUCAUGAACACAGUUUAUAAUUAUGUAAAUAACUCUGCAAUAGGGGUUGAAUUUAAGAUUUUAAAAAUAUGCUCAUGAAGGACGUGGCAACAAAUAUGCUGAAACUAUAAUAAUAUGACUGUUCAUAUUAAAUUAUGUUUAUGUCA